This is a messenger RNA of Linum tenue, 1117 nucleotides long. The record is from the annotation of a GenBank genome assembly. Lineage: Eukaryota; Viridiplantae; Streptophyta; Magnoliopsida; Malpighiales; Linaceae.
CCCGAAACAAGCUAACGCUAAUGGGAGGUCCAAAAUGGUCUCUCAACGGCAUGACCGCCCUCGUCACCGGCGGAUCCAAAGGCAUCGGCCGCGCGAUCGUCGAAGAGCUCGCUGGACUCGGCGCACGUGUGCACACGUGUGCCCGCAACGAGAAGGAGCUCGGCGACAGGUUGCAAGAAUGGAAGAGCAAAGGGUUUGACGUGAGCGGCUCUGUCUGCGACUUGAGCUCCAGCUCCCAGAGGAUCAAGCUCGUACUGGAGACUGUCGCCUCUGCCUUCGACGGCAAGCUCAACAUCCUUGUGAACAACGCUGGAAUUGGGGUGUUCAAGAAAUGCCUGGACUGGAGCCCUGAAGAUUACUCGAGCGUGAUGGCGACGAAUCUGGUGGCGCCUUUCCAUCUGUGUCAACUGGCGCAUCCGCUGCUCAAGGCGUCUGGCCGGGGAAGCAUCGUGUUCAUUUCCUCCACUGCUGGUCUGUUGGCCAUUCCUUUCGUAUCGGGCUAUGCGACCACCAAAGUGUUUGUUGCAUAUGCAGCGGGGAUCAACCAGUUGACCAAGAACUUGGCAUGUGAAUGGGCUAAGGACAACAUUCGGGCCAACAGUGUUGCUCCUGGAGGAACCAAUACCCCGACGGCAAAUUCGAACCCUGAGUUUCUCAAAGCAGGUGUUAGUAUAAUGAGUAGGGUUCCCGCCGAGCGCAUGGCAGAGCCAGACGAGAUAUCGUCGGUUGUGGCAUUCCUCUGUAUGCCGGCAGCUUCGUACAUAUCUGGCCAGGUGAUCGCCGUGGAUGGUGGAUACUCUGUCUGUGGGUUUUAGGUUUUAUGUAUCUAUCCUCUGCCUACCAUCAAACUAGUUGUAAAAUGUAAGCUCCCAAAUGUAUGGUGCAGCAUGAACAUUAAUACAGUCGAUCUAUACCGGAAUCUCUUGUGCGUGUGCCGAUCUACGUACCAAGAGCAGACCAUGUUGAGUAUCGAAUAAAGGAAAAAAGUCCUCGAGAAUACUGAAGCAAAACAGUGUUCAAGUCCAACACAUAGUACGAGCCAAAAGUAUGUACAAAUUACGACUGGGAGGCUGAUAGCUUUCAACUGCGUCUCAUGCUCCGCCAUGGAGAGAGGGAG